GUAUAUGGAAUCUGGGUCAGCUGUAGCUGGUUAGUGCACUUCUGCAUGUGAGAGUAAAAUACUGCAGUUUCAAAAAACCCUUCUCUCUCUCUCGUCUGGAAUAACACAUACUGGAACAUUACUUUUUCCUUUUUUUUUUUUUUUUAAUUAUUAGUUAGCUUGGUUACUGUAUGGAGAAACUCAAUUCCUCAGUACAGCCUGGAUCUAACAGAGGAAGACAAAAGCAGUUUUCAACUCCAACUGCAGAUUAACAAUCCACAGCAUCGGGUAAUAUAGGAAGAAAAAGCAACUUGGCCUCUGGGUUUUCCAUCUACCACAGAAGCAAAACAGCUGGAAGCCUUUUUUUCUUGUCUCCUCUGAAAGUCAUCAUACUUGCUUUAAAAUGAAGAUAUUUAAAUGGACUUUGGGUGUACUAUUGUUCUUGCUGUUGUCUAUUGGGCGCUGUACAGAACAAUCUACGCCGAAUAAAACAUCCCAACGGAGGCAUCCUCGUUCACCAGACAGUGGAGAGGAAGGGAAGAAAUGUGGUUACACAUUCUUGGUCCCAGAACAAAAAAUCACAGGGCCAAUUUGCGUGAAUACUAAUGGACCAGGUACUGGCAACAGAAAAGAUGAAGUCACAAGAAUGGACAUAGAAAACUUGAAGGAUGUGCUGUCCAAGCAAAAGCGGGAGAUUGACAUUUUGCAGUUGGUAGUGGAUGUGGAUGGAAACAUUGUAAAUGAAGUAAAAUUACUGAGGAAAGAAAGCCGUAACAUGAACUCUCGAGUCACCCAACUCUACAUGCAACUCUUGCAUGAGAUUAUUCGAAAACGUGAUAACUCACUUGAGCUUUCCCAACUGGAAAACAAAGUCCUUAAUGUUACAACAGAAAUGUUGAAGAUGGCAACAAAAUACAAGGAGCUUGAAGUAAAAUAUGCAGCAUUGACUGAUCUUGUAAAUAAUCAGUCUGUGACCAUCUCCCUGCUAGAAGAGCAGUGCUUGCGAAUCUUCUCACGACAGGACACCCAUGGGUCUCCACCUCUUGUUCAAGUUGUGCCACAGCACAUUCCUAACAGCCAACCAUACACUCCCAUUCUUCUGGGAGGCAAUGAGAUACAGCGAGACCCAGGUUACCCUAAAGACAGAGAUGUAAGACCACCGCCUGAUCCAGCUACUUCUCCUACAAAGAGUCCUUUCAGAGUACCACCACUGGCUUUAAUAAAUGAGGGUCCAUUCAAAGACUGCCAACAAGCCAAGGAAGCUGGGCAUUCCAACAGCGGGAUUUAUAUGAUCAAACCUGAAAAUAGUAAUGAGCCAAUGCAACUAUGGUGUGAGAACAGCCUGGACCCUGGAGGAUGGGCAGUUAUUCAAAAGAGGACAGACGGAUCUGUCAACUUUUUCAGGAACUGGGACAGUUACAAGAAAGGAUUUGGAAACAUUGAUGGAGAGUACUGGCUGGGACUAGAAAAUAUUUACAUGCUUACCAACCAGGAUAAUUACAGACUAUUGAUUGAAUUAGAGGACUGGAGCAACAAGAAGGUUUAUGCAGAAUACAGCAGUUUCCGCCUGGAACCUGAAAGUGAAUUCUACAGGCUACGUUUAGGCACAUAUCAAGGAAACGCAGGUGAUUCCAUGAUAUGGCAUAAUGGAAAGCAAUUUACAACACUGGACAGAGACAGGGAUAUGUAUUCAGGCAACUGUGCUCAUUUUCACAAAGGCGGCUGGUGGUACAAUGCGUGUGCCCACUCUAACCUUAAUGGGGUGUGGUACAGAGGAGGCCACUACAGGAGCAAGUAUCAGGAUGGAGUAUUUUGGGCUGAGUACCGGGGAGGUUCCUACUCCUUGAAAGCAGUUCAAAUGAUGAUAAGACCUAUAGACUGAGAAGGAAUAUCCCACAGUGCUCAAGUGAUCACGUAUAAACUUCUCAGUGCUUGAGUUCCAGAAAAAUAAAAUAUUACUUUUUAAUCAUUAUUUUGCACAAUCUGCUCCUGCAAAAAGCAGGUCUACAGUUUUCCUGUCUUUUUUUUCCCUGUUGUGUUCACCUCUCUUUUUAGAAACGUUUUCUACUGUGACAGACAGUGUUUUUUUAAACACACAUUCA
Molecule: messenger RNA, 2081 nt
Organism: Nestor notabilis (Kea)
Lineage: Eukaryota; Metazoa; Chordata; Aves; Psittaciformes; Psittacidae
Gene: ANGPTL1
Product: angiopoietin-like 1
Exons: 5
Coding region: 383-1861 (492 amino acids)
Biological process (GO): cell surface receptor protein tyrosine kinase signaling pathway
Source: RefSeq, a predicted model, not a curated record